Abrus precatorius (Indian licorice) is the source of this 3294-nucleotide messenger RNA. Its product is annotated as pentatricopeptide repeat-containing protein At1g79080, chloroplastic. Gene Ontology annotation, molecular function: protein binding. Gene Ontology annotation, cellular component: chloroplast. The transcript has 2 exons. Lineage: Eukaryota; Viridiplantae; Streptophyta; Magnoliopsida; Fabales; Fabaceae. Bases 194 to 1672 code for a protein of 492 amino acids. The record is from RefSeq and is a predicted model, not a curated record.
GCUGAAGCUGCUGAAUUCAGAAUCCAUUGUCCAAAAUUGCUCACUGCUUUCAAAUCUUCACACUUUUUCACCCAACAAGGGUUUUUCUGGAGUUCUGGCUUCGACCCAGAUUACUUUUUCCCCAAAAGAUUCUGUUUUUACUCUCCCCAAUUGGAGGGCUGGGAAGAAUGGCCAAAAGGGUAAAGAGCUGAGGAUGAAUGAUGCAUUUCUUCACUUAGAAUAUAUGGUAGGUAAAGGCCACAAGCCUGAUGUAACUCAAGCAACUCAGCUUUUGUAUGAUCUUUGCAAGUCUAAUAAAGCUAGAAAAGCUUUUAGGGUAAUGGAGAUGAUGGUAGGUUCAGGUAUUAUACCUGAUGCAGCUUCUUAUACAUACUUGGUCAAUUUUCUGUGUAAGAGAGGCAAUGUUGGGUAUGCAAUUCAGUUGGUUGAAAAGAUGGAGGGUCAUGGCUUUCCAACUAGUACUGUUACCUAUAACACUCUUGUUAAGGGGCUUUGCAUGCAUGGUAAUUUGAACCAAAGCUUGCAGCUUUUGGAUAGGUUGACAAAGAAGGGCUUGGUUCCGAAUGCAUUCACAUACACUUUCUUGCUCGAAGCGGCUUAUAAGGAAAGGGGAGUGGAUGAAGCCAUGAAGCUUCUAGAUGAGAUCAUUGCCAAGGGUGGGGAGCCUAAUUUGGUUAGUUACAAUGUGUUGUUAACUGGAUUGUGCAAGGAAGGGAGAACUGAAGAAGCUAUUAGGCUUUUUAGGGAAUUGCCUGAAAAGGGUUUCAGUCCUAGUGUUGUGAGUUAUAACAUUUUGUUGAGGAGUUUGUGCUACGAAAGGCGGUGGGAAGAAGCGAAUGAGCUUCUGGCAGAGAUGGAUAAAAAGGACCAGUCUCCCUCGGUGGUUACUUACAACAUAUUAAUUACUUCUCUUUCUCUUCAUGGAAGAACAGAACAAGCUUUCAAAGUUUUGGACGAAAUGACAAGGAGUGGGUUCAAGGUGAGUGCCACUAGCUAUAAUCCAAUUAUUGCUCGCCUCUGCAAGGAAGGGAAGGUGGAUCUUGUUAUUCAGUGUCUAGAUCAAAUGAUUCAUCGACGCUGUAAUCCUAAUGAAGGAACACACAAUGCUGUUGCAAUGUUGUGUGAGCAAGGUAAGGUGCUAGAGGCUUUCUUUAUAAUCCAAAGCUUGUGUAACAAACAGAACUACCCUAUGCACGAUUUUUACAAAAAUGUGAUUUCAAGCUUGUGUAGGAAAGGGAACACAUAUCCAGCCUUUCAGGUGUUAUAUGAAAUGACAAAGUAUGGAUUUACUCCAGAUUCCUAUACUUAUUCAUCUUUGAUUAGAGGAAUGUGUAGGGAGGGAAUGCUAGAUGAGGCUCUUGAGAUAUUCUGGAUUUUAGAAGAAAAUGACUACCGGCCUGACGUUGAUAACUACAAUGCACUUAUACUUGGAUUUUGCAAAUCUCAAAGAACAGACUUGUCAAUAGAGGUAUUUCAGAUGAUGGUAAACAAAGGAUGUAUGCCUAAUGAGACAACAUAUACCAUUCUCGUUGAGGGACUUGCUUUUGAAGAAGAGACAGAUAUAGCAGCUGAGCUAAUGAGAGAGUUGUAUGAGAAAGAUGUUCUGAGCCAAAGCACUGUUGAAAGGCUUUCUAUUCAAUACGACCUCAAGGAAUUAACAGCAACAGGGUAGUGACAUACAACACACAGGGUAUAUAACAACAGAAAGUAAGUAGGGAUAUGACUACUUUCAGAUAUGACUGGAGUUUUCUAAGCUUGAGUACUUGAUCACCUUUAGAUUGUUGAUUGGUCAGUGAAACAUAGUUCCGGAAUGCUUGAAAUUUUGAUUGAAUAUAAUGUUUAAGAGAUAAAUAAUGAAGAGGUUCAAGUAGAGAGUUUAUUGCUUGAAAUUUAACACUUGUUUUUGUGAAUUGAGUUCUUCAAAUAAUUUGUAUUAUCCAUUGUCGGUUGGCUUCUUGAUUACAAAUUUCUUUUUAUGCUAAUCUCAUUGCCGUGUGAAUGUAUGCUCUUAUCCUCUCUAGUUAAGAUAUAGAGUUUACUGCAAACUAUAAUAUUUGAAUGAAGUGCUUUGAAGCAUCCUAAGUACUUCCAAGAAAAUGUAAUGUUACUAAUGUAUAUUUAUGAAGCUAACUUGAUAACUUAGAACUCACUGUGACUUGGAAUGCCACAAUAUUUUUGAAGUCCCCUCUCUUUUGGCACUUUAUGAGGGGGAUGCAGCAGUAAAUGAGUAAGAUCUUGACACUAAUUGUUAUGAAGCACUUUUCCCAAAAGAAGAGGUUGAUCAUAUUUUAGAAAGAAUAAUGUUACUCAUACAUUCCAUUUUUGGAGUGUAAGAGGUGGAAAGAAGAGAGAAAUAGAAAGAAAAAAAGAAAUAGAGAAAAAAAAAUGAUGUGAAAUUAUUAUACAAGUGUAAUUCUAAAAUUACAAUGGAUUAGUUACAUUAGACUAAUCUCAAACUAGUGAGUUAAUUCUAAAAUCGCAGCUAACAAUUCAACUCAAAAUGAGCUAAAACUAUAGAAACUCUAGCUUGGAGAUGGACUGAAUUGUCAAAUUUUUAGUGGCGUAUGACAUGAAAUUUCCAAUGAUUAUAAUUUUAAUAAUUAAACAAAAUUACAGCAGAAAGAGAAAAUACACUCUGAUUUUAUUGUUUAUUUUUCUACAUUAAUCGUUUCCAACUUUCAGUGUAUUAUGCAUUGAAAUUAUGUUCCUCUUGGGCACUUUAUCAACCGUGCUAUAUUUCAACAACCGUGUUAAAAAGAUUGGAUAUGUUAGAUACUAUCAAUCUAUUAAGAGCAUGUUAAAGACUUUUAUGUUCUAAAUGUUAAGUAAACUAUAUCUUUUCAUUUUCGUUAAUUGGAUCAAACGUUUACAAUUACUAUCACCAACUCUCCUUCUCUCUUGUUCCCUACUACUUUCGUCGUUGUACUGUCAAACCAGCUUAUAUCGAAAAGUAGGAAGUGAUUUGAAUUUAGUAUUAAAUUUUAAAGAUUAAUUUUAUUUUUUAAAUUUAAACUUCAAUUAUGCCAAACAGGGCCUUAAUUAAUUUAUAUAAAUGUUAAUUAAUUAAUUAAUUAGCUUUUUAAAACUACAAAGUGGAGCCCAAUUGUCUUGUUUACAAAAGAAAAAUGGAUUAGCCUUUUUCUCCAUAAUUUAAGGACUCGAUUAAGAAAAAUAAAUAAAUAACAAGGAAGAUCGGUUGACCAAAAACAAAACACAAUUCAGUGGGCAGCCUUUUAUCCACCUCAGCAUAUUAAACUGAAUUUUUGUUUUUAAAUGAAAGUAAUUUUAAAUAAA